Molecule: messenger RNA, 681 nt
Organism: Monosiga brevicollis MX1
Lineage: Eukaryota; Choanoflagellata; Craspedida; Salpingoecidae
Exons: 1
Coding region: 1-681 (226 amino acids)
Source: RefSeq, a predicted model, not a curated record
AUGUCCCACCUAGAGGCGCUUGCUCCAGAGCUGGGGGUGUUUGGUACUGUCGCCAAUAAUGAGCCGUCCUAUUUGGCCCGUGUAUGGCCUGCCCAAGAGAUCCUAAGUGAGCCAUGGUUUUGCCUGCCAGAGACGGAUGACUUCCACACCCUAUCCGCCCUGGAUCUAGCAGAGCAGAGCGCAAGCGACCUUGGGCAAAGCUAUCAUCAAGAGGCAUCUCCCGACACCUCCGACUGGCUAGACGACAUGAUAUCCGGGCUUUGCAGCCCGAUCUCCAAACGAGGCGACUCGCCCGUAACAAUGGCCAAAACUUGCCCUCGCACUGCAAAACGCCCUCCCAGCCCUUGCUGGGUAGGUGUGCCCUUGGCAGCCUUCGGCGGAAUGAAAUCGGAUCUGGAUGCCGCCAGCCCCACGCCUCUGCCACGGCUGCGAGUGCAGAUAUGCACCGCUCCCUCGACGGCAGCAACAAGCAAAGUCCCAGCCACGAGCCAGCCUCUGCCUCGCAAUAUCGGCGUGGCUGCUCAACUUUUCACGCCCAAUCUCUCUUGCCACGGAAUACCAGCACAACCCGUUUCGGCUGGAAAGGGUUAUCAAGAGAUUGAUGCCUGCAGUAGCAACUGGGAGUUUCUCUCUUUUUGGCAGGAGGGCCGAGCCUCCAUGCCAAUGGGCUACCCAAACUAG